AUGGCGUCGCAAGUCCCUACCCAGGCUAACAUCCAGUCUACCCAUCCUUUUACCUGCAACACAUGUCAAGUCGCCUUCCGGUCGAGCGACCUGCAGCGGGCGCACAUGCAAACCGACUGGCACAGGUACAACCUCAAGCGUCGCGUCGCCUCCCUCCCACCGCUGUCCUCUGAGAUCUUCACCGAGAAGGUCCUCGCAAACAAGGCCACCGCUGCCGCCACUGCCGCCAAGGCUUCCUUUGAGAAGGUGUGCACUCCCUGCCAGAAGACGUACUUCAGCGAGAAUGCCUACAACAACCACUUGAACUCGUCCAAACAUCGCAUCAAUCUGGCCAAGUCAGGCAGAGGCGCGCAACUAGAUGACGCUGCCUCGGUCACCGGCUCCAUGGUCAGCUCUGCCUUUUCCCUGGGAGAGUCCAUGGCUGAUUCCGAAGUCACUACCGUCAACGGAGACGCAGACAAGGAUGUUGCACAUGUGGCCGACGGUUUGAAGAAUGCGAGCAUCGAGGAACAAAAUGCCGAACAGGCUGCCACUGCCGAUGGCGACAAGACUUCCGUUGCCGCAUCCAACAAGCCUGCUAGCGAUCCCCUCCUAGACUGCCUGUUCUGCAACUACAAGUCACCCAACUUCCAGCUCAACAUUACCCACAUGGGACGCUUCCACGGCAUGUUCAUACCAGAGAAGGAAUUCCUUGCACAGCCCGAGGGGCUUAUCAAGCACCUCCAUGAGAAGAUCCAUGCUUACCAUGAGUGUCUUAAGUGCCACAAGGUUUUGCACACUGCCUCAGGUAUCCAGACGCACAUGCGCGAUCGUGGCCACUGCAUGAUCGCAUUCGACACCGAUAUCGAGUUGGUUGAGAUUGGCGAGUUCUACGACUUCCGCAGCUCCUACCCUGAUGCUGCCGAUUUCGACGAGAUGGCAGAGGAGGCUGAAGAUUCAGACGACUCGUCCUCCACAACAGGAGGCGGAAUCAAGCUCGGCGCCAGGCGCGAGACCAAGACCACUACAGAAGACGACGCAGCCAUGUCGAGCAACGCCGAGGAAGACGAUGCAGGCUGGGAAACCGACAGCACUGUAUCGAGUGUACCGACUGAUGAAAUUACAGCUGUGCCAAUCGACCGCACCCACCGACACAAGUCGCUCAACAAGUCCAAGCACCACAACCACGCAGAUCCACGCCCACAUCGCGCUGCAGACGGCUUCCACUCGCACGCCCACCAUACACCCCAGGCCGUCUACUACGACGAAUACGAGCUACAUCUUCCAUCCGGUCGUACCGCUGGUCAUCGUUCUCUAAACAAGUACUACCGCCAGAAUCUGCGAAACUACCCCGGUGUAGCCGAGCGUAUGGAGGAGGCUCAACGCGCCCGGAUACCCGGCGCCAUCACAGCUGGCGGCGAGGACGACGACGAAGAAGACGAGGACGGUGAUGCCAACAUGGACGGUGAGGAGCGUCAAUUACAAGUUCGUGGACGUGGCCAUGAUCAGGAUCGCCAGCUCAUCUCGCGCGCCAACGGCGGUAGGGGUAUGGUCGGUGUCACCGACGCAAAGAAGAAGGAGAUUCAGGCUAUUGAGAAGCGCGACAGGAAGAAGGAGCAGAAUGCCCGCAGCAGGUACCAGGCUGGUAACGAGAAGAGGCAUAACUUCCAGAAGCACUUCCGUGAUCCUCUCCUACAAUAG
Messenger RNA from Alternaria burnsii, 1680 nucleotides. Its product is annotated as zinc finger protein 622. Gene Ontology annotation, cellular component: preribosome, large subunit precursor. Bases 1 to 1680 code for a protein of 559 amino acids. The record is from RefSeq and is a predicted model, not a curated record. The transcript has a single exon. NCBI's taxonomy places the organism in Eukaryota, Fungi, Ascomycota, Dothideomycetes, Pleosporales, Pleosporaceae. Gene Ontology annotation, biological process: ribosomal large subunit biogenesis. Gene Ontology annotation, molecular function: zinc ion binding; nucleic acid binding.